CGCCCCGCACUUCCCUUCUGCGUCGCGGCCUUUUUGGUCCCGGCCGCGUUCCCAUCCGGGCCCCUUUCCCCGACGCACCCGCCCGCGCGCUUGCCAUGGCCUACCCCGGCGAGGACUACGACAACGAGGCCUCCUACGACCCCUAUACCUACCCCGGCGACUAUGACAUGCACACGGGAGACCCGAAGCAGGACCUGGCGUACGAGCGGCAGUACGAGCAGCAGACCUACCAGGUGAUUCCCGAGGUGAUCAAGAACUUCAUCCAGUACUUCCACAAGACUGUCUCGGACCUCAUCGACCAGAAGGUGUACGAGCUGCAGGCCAGCCGCGUCUCCAGCGACCUCAUCGACCAGAAGGUCUACGAGAUCCAGGACAUCUAUGAGAACAGCUGGACCAAGCUAACAGAGAGGUUUUUUAAAAACAGUCCUUGGCCAGAGGCAGAGGCCAUUGCACCACAAGUUGGCAAUGAUGCUGUCUUUCUGAUUCUGUAUAAGGAGCUGUAUUAUAGGCAUAUUUAUGCUAAAGUCAGUGGUGGCCCCACUCUGGAGCAGAGAUUUGAGUCUUACUACAACUACUGCAAUCUCUUCAAUUACAUCCUUAAUGCUGAUGGCCCUGCUCCCUUGGAACUGCCCAACCAGUGGCUCUGGGAUAUCAUUGAUGAAUUCAUCUACCAGUUUCAGUCAUUCAGCCAGUACCGCUGCAAAACAGCCAAGAAGUCGGAAGAGGAAAUUGAUUUCCUUCGUUCAAACCCUAAGAUCUGGAAUGUCCACAGUGUCCUCAAUGUGCUGCACUCCUUGGUAGACAAGUCCAACAUCAACCGACAGCUAGAGGUCUACACCAGUGGAGGUGAUCCUGAGAGUGUGGCUGGAGAGUAUGGUCGUCAUUCUCUCUAUAAGAUGCUAGGCUACUUUAGUCUUGUGGGCCUGCUGCGCCUUCACUCCCUGUUGGGGGAUUACUAUCAAGCCAUCAAGGUUCUGGAGAACAUUGAGCUCAACAAGAAGAGUAUGUACUCCCGGGUGCCUGAAUGCCAGGUCACCACCUACUACUAUGUGGGCUUUGCAUAUCUUAUGAUGCGGCGUUACCAGGAUGCCAUCCGUGUCUUUGCCAAUAUCCUGCUGUACAUCCAGAGAACCAAGAGUAUGUUCCAGAGGACUACCUACAAGUAUGAGAUGAUUAACAAACAGAAUGAGCAGAUGCAUGCCCUUCUAGCCAUUGCCCUCACCAUGUACCCCAUGCGGAUAGACGAGAGCAUCCACCUACAGCUGAGGGAGAAGUACGGAGACAAGAUGCUGCGCAUGCAGAAGGGCGACCCCCAGGUGUAUGAGGAGCUCUUCAGCUACGCCUGCCCCAAGUUCCUGUCCCCAGUGGUUCCCAACUAUGAUAAUGUGCAUCCCAACUACCACAAGGAGCCGUUUCUGCAGCAGCUGAAGGUCUUUGCUGAUGAAGUACAGCAGCAGGCCCAGCUCUCCACCAUCCGUAGCUUCCUGAAGCUCUAUACCACCAUGCCCGUAGCCAAGCUGGCUGGCUUCCUGGAUCUCACCGAGCAGGAGUUCCGCAUCCAGCUGCUGGUUUUCAAGCACAAGAUGAAGAACCUGGUGUGGACCAGCGGCAUUUCUGCCCUGGAUGGGGAGUUUCAGUCAGCCUCUGAAGUUGACUUCUACAUUGACAAGGAUAUGAUCCACAUUGCAGACACAAAGGUUGCCCGGCGCUACGGGGACUUCUUCAUCCGCCAGAUCCACAAGUUUGAAGAGCUGAAUCGAACCCUGAAGAAGAUGGGCCAGAGACCCUGAAACUUCUACUAAAAGUGUCACCAGACCGGCUAAGGAUAUGCGUGAAAGGAAGUGGGUGGGGGAGAGUAUUGUGUGCUGCAGGGGAAGGGAGUUGAAGAUUCUGGGAAUCUCCUGUGACUGAGGGGUUUUUUUUACUUAGCUAAGCAGAGUGUUUGGAUCUUGCCAUCAUACGGAGGACUGAGAUCUCCUAAUAAACACGUAAAAUUCUUCUGUGUGUUCA
Molecule: messenger RNA, 2010 nt
Organism: Alligator sinensis (Chinese alligator)
Lineage: Eukaryota; Metazoa; Chordata; Crocodylia; Alligatoridae
Gene: EIF3L
Product: eukaryotic translation initiation factor 3 subunit L
Exons: 13
Coding region: 96-1790 (564 amino acids)
Biological process (GO): translational initiation
Cellular component (GO): eukaryotic translation initiation factor 3 complex; cytoplasm
Molecular function (GO): protein binding; translation initiation factor activity
Source: RefSeq, a predicted model, not a curated record